GGGAGCCGACAUAACACAAGUGAUUCGAUGAAGGGAAUGUGGGAAAAAUGCUGAUUUUAGCAGACUGAAAUUGAGAGAAUCUAAGGAUUCGGUGCUGAAAUAAAAAGACAUCAGGAAGUAGUUACUCUGCCAUUUUAUCGUGAUCACAGAGCUUGGGAAGAAAGUCUUAAAAAAAAGAAAAAAAGAAUUCGAGAACGAUUCCUCGCGAGGUGGCGCACUCUAGCAGAGGUUCGGGCCGGAGGAUUCCCGUUUUCCUUCCUGGUCGUGUCUAUCGAUUGCGUGCGUGGGGUGGCCGGCAUGGCAGAGGUCGACGAAUAUCAGGAUUUUCAUAACGGCUCACCGGGAAGUUAGAGCCGUCACCGGAGAGAAAAUGUUGCUCGGGAUCGAGAGAUGAUGCCGGGCUCGUCUCCACAGACGGUGACUUCCAACGGCGGACCCGAGUGGGAUACGCUGAUGGAAGUUCACCACGAGCCAAUAGAGAAGAACUAUGUCCUGCACGAAGAAAUCGGCAAGGGUCAGUUUGCAGUGGUUCGAAAAUGUACAGAAAUCAAGACAGGUGCUGUAUUCGCGGCUAAGAUUAUGCGAAAGAAAAGGGUGGCUAGAGGCGUGGCUGCUGCUGACAUAGCGAGAGAAGCUGGCUUGUUGGCACGUCUGAGACACCCUAAUAUCGUUUCGUUACAUAAAGUAGUUGACACUGGCACAACGGUCGUGUUGGUGCUAGAACUUAUUUCUGGUGGAGAAUUGUUUCAUUGGAAUCCAUCGGGUGAAACAGAGGCUGCGCAUGUGGUAAGGCAGGUGUUAAUGGCGCUAUGUCAUUUACAUUCCCAUCAAGUGGCCCACCUGGACAUAAAACCAGAAAACAUACUUCUUUCGACACCUCCGCCGAUGCCUAGCAUAAAACUGAUAGAUUUAGGUUUGUCUCACCGAUUGACCCCCGGUUCGGAACACCGUGCCUUGUUCGGCACUGCUGAAUUUGUGGCUCCAGAAAUAGUGAACUAUGAGCCCUUAAGCUUGGGAACCGAUCUCUGGGCAGUUGGUGUUUUAACUUAUAUUCUCUUAAGCGGGGCAUCACCUUUCCUCGGGGAGAACAAGCAAGAGACCUAUGCAAACGUGGCGGCAUGUCAGUAUCAAUUUGACGAAGAGUACUUCAGUUCGGUGUCAGUAAUUGCCAAGGAUUUCAUUCGAUCUUUGUUGAUCAAAGAUCCGAAGGAGAGGGGAAGUGCAGAGUCGUGCCUUAAACAUCCUUGGAUCCUUGCGGAAUCUGAAAGCUGUCAUGGUCUUGGAUCAGCUGUAAUUAGCGCAGUAAAACGUGGCUGUGUCGAGUCGGUGUCUCAAUUACUUCAGCAGGGAGCACCGUUGAAUGCUAAAGAUGCGAAGGAAGAUACCCUUUUACAUUUAGCAUGUGAGGUCGGAGACGAAGGAAUAGCUUCCCUUCUUAUAGACAGCGGAGCUGAAUUAGAUGCAGCGAAUAAAAUGGGUCUGACACCACUGCACGUAGCAUCUAGACAUGGACACAUCAACCUGGUACGACUUUUGUGUCUUGCUGGGUGCAAUGUAGACAAAUCAAACAAAGGAAUUCGUGCUGAUGUGACAGCGAUCAAGUAUGGUCAUCAGGACAUUGCCAGUUUAUUAGACAAGCUCAGGAAUCCGAUGCAUCGAGAAAAUUAUAUAAAACAGUUGCAACCAACUCAUCGAGCAAUUGAUCGGCUGCACAUAAGACUGUUAGGCCACUGUGCUUCGGGGAAAAGUUCUCUUGUGAGUUCGUUAAAGUCUGGCAUUUUCAGUUUUGGAUUCUUCCGAAGGUCCAAAAGUCAAAAUUGUACGAUGAAGAGGGAGCCAAGUAUUGAGUUAGACGUAACUAGUAAACAUGGGUCGCUCAGUUUUGAAUACAGCGACAGCGAAUAUGAAGGUACCGUUGGGGUAGAAUGGAGUCGAGGGAAUGUAGGAGGUGAAUGUGUAUUCUGGGAGAUGUGCGGCCGCGAAGAAUUUCUUACAUCAUAUCACUACGUUUUAACCUUUCAACAACCAGCGGUCCAUCUUGUAACGAUAAGUCUGAGAGAACCCAUCACCGUUCAGUUACAGCAAGCAAGAUUUUGGCUCCGAUUCAUUCUAGAUCGAGUUCCUCCACACAAUAUCGGUAAGAGAACAGUAAAUAUAUUUUUUCCAUUGUAUAUAACCCCUAAUGUAUUCUUUGUCGGUGAAGGCUUUGGAGGCAAGUGCACCGAUAUCAAAGUAAUUCUUGUGGGAACUUACGCUCCGGAACCACUGGCGCCAGGUUCCAAUGGAUCUGCUCUCCUGGCACCAUUGCUGCCGUUCCUACAAGAAUUUUCACCAAUUCUUGGAGAAGAACCCUUGACGGUGGCUCUGGAUGCAACCAACCCUUCGAGUCCUGGCCUGAAGCAGCUUAGGUCAUACUUGACCAAUGCAAGAAUGGAGUUCCUCGAGGAUGGACCGGAGAUCACAUCGGGUAAUCAUCGACGUGACGUGUCUUGUGCCGCAGCCUCAUACGUGCCCCUGGCGAAUCUUGACAAACAGGGCGCCAUGGUGUGGACCGGUCUACUCGAAGCAUGGAGAACAUACAUCCAGGCUCUCGAAGAUCCUCCGGUGAUGCUCACUCUCCAGGAGUUCCUCGCAGAGGUUAGGAAGAUCAAUCCUCUGGUAUCGCUGGAACAUUGUAGGCAACUUUUGCAGCAGUUGCAGACUUUAGGGGAAUGCUUGGUUCUGUCCUCCGAACUGGUGGUUCUGAGUCCUGAAUGGUUGUGGAAAGAUGUGAUCGGUUGGCAGCUGAGUCCGGAACAGAGAGGCAGGCUUGGAGGACGGACCACCGGAGUCUACACUUUGGAAGACUUCCAAGCUAGAUGUCCUUGUCCUGCGGGACAGGCUUUGCAAGCUCUGCAAGCAGUGGAUCUCUGCGUACCGUGUGAGGUUGAUGAAGACGAGGUGGAAUUUGAAAUUCCUUGCCUGAACCUGGUGGAGCGACUCCCAGGAUUAUGGGAACCUUGGAAACAGAGUUCAUCGCAGCCUCAUGCCGGGCUUCGCCUUCGACCAUCGGAAGCUCCCCUCUACCACCUGUCCCCCGUAUUCCCCCAUCUUCAGGCCCAGCUAAGGAGGAUUACUCAAUCCUGGGACCCGAGUGAGUCAGAUUUGUAUCAAUGGUGGCGGGGAUCGAAGCUCUGUGCAGGACCCUGCGAAUCCCUGGUAACUUUUGAAGAGGAAGAGCAGGGAUACAUCGAGGUCAGAGUUCGCGGGCCUCGUGGGACAGGUGCCCAGUGUUCGGCACUUCUUGGAGUGGUCCUCGACGCGAUAGACUGCAGCGUGGAGAACGUUGCUCCAGGGAUGCUGCUCGAGCGCCACUGGCUGAGCCCCAGCCAACUGCGCGACUACGACGAGGUGAUACAUUCCUGGGAGCCAUCGGUGCUCCUCUCGGCGCUGCUGGAGAAGAGCUUGGAGGAGGCGCGCUUCAAGAACCCGUUCAAUGGGAAACAGGAAAGCGUCUGGGAGAUCGUGGGAUGUGGCAUGCCCCUGCCGGAAGGCUUCGUCCCAGGGCCUCGUCAGUCGGUGAAGAACAUAAAGCCUGCAAUUCAGAGAAGACUGGCCCAAAUGCUCGAUCCACCAGACCCUCAGGGUAGGGACUGGUGUCUGCUGGCCGUUAGGCUGGGACUGGGAGACCGCGUGGCGCAGCUCGACAGCACUGCAGACAGUCCUACUCUUAGACUGCUAGGCUGUGCCAACUCGGAGUGCAGCAUCGGCACCCUGGUCCAGCAACUUCGGGCACUGGGGCGCGAAGACACCGUCCGAUUGUUACUUUCGCACACAUCGAUUCACGUGCUCUCUGUGUCGGGCGACUCCGAGACCGGGUCGAACCUCUCGAGAUGACGCUCUCGUCGCCGGGUGAUAACUACUUUUUAGCUUCUUUUCUAACGAAUUCUAAAUCACACCGAGUAUUUAAACGAAUUUGCCAAAGCGCUGAACGGUUCCGCCCAUUACCUCCGUGAAUCUGAAGGAAGAGAACCUCGGACGUAACCGUUGAUUUCCUCCGAUGAUUCCUGUACAUCGACUGUUGAUUAGUAUUUUAUUGCUAGGAAUCGACCAUUUUGAAUCCUUCGUUUUCCUUUUAUUUCUUAUUUUCUCUCUCUGUGUGUGUGUGUGUUUUUUUUAUUUUGGUUCUUUAAGUCGUCGAGACUGGGUUUAUAGUACAGCAACGAGGUGCUCGAUCGUUUAAGCGUUUCAUUGGUGACUUUGUUCUAUCACUGCCUAUGUAGCGAAUAACGUUUGCAGCAGGCUAAGCACUCGCCUCGCGUUUCGUUUACCGAAGGUUAUUGUACUUACGUGCUUCUUGCAUAUUUAUAUACGUUAAGACGCGCAGGUGGCAAUGAGCAACGCCAUCCGGGGAGCGAAAGGCAGGAGCUGCAUAAUCACUACUUUAAGGAUUUAUCGCUUGGUACGAUUAUUCAUUGCGUAGUGUUUCGUACUUAAAUCACUAAUGUUAUCGCCUUCGCCAUGUGCCAUGAUAUAUCACUGUUUGCUCAUUAUCUACUGGCGUAACGUCGAACACUUUUUACCGCGGCUUUGCGAGCGUCGUCGGGCUGUUUAGGAAUGAUUAAUUCGCUUAGGCCAUGGACAGGUACAUUUGGUUACCGUUGAUCUUACAAACUGUGCAUAUCAGCUGAUCCCUCGACGCUCAUUCGUUUCUUUGUCCCGGGGUAUAUUCCUACUUUGGAGAAAUCAAUUAUUUUUCUUAUUUCGAGGAUUAAUCGAGUGCAAAUGUGCCUGCCUCGCGGAGUAACUCUCCUUAGCGUGCGGACGAAAAGCCGGUGGAUUUAUUGCUCUUGUGUGUGCGUGUGCGUGUCGCCUUAUCCUUGCCGACUCGGGUGAACAGAGACAAGUAGCUGUUUACGAGGAAUACAAUUUAAGGGCUCGACGAGAGGUCGUACCGUUUAAGCAACCGUAAAGCGUCGUUUCCUUCGACCUGACAAAGCAACACACAGGAAGAACACAUUCGUCCAAAUUGCUCCAUCGACCUCUGUAUAAGAUAUUUAUCGACAUUUUUCGGACACGAGAAAUCUCAGCCGUACUUCGACUAUGUGAAAAGUGCCAAAGAAUAGGUGAUAGUCAAUAUUUAAUCUGACUGAUCGGCACCAAGAGACCACUUCUAUCGGACCGCAGACUUUGAAAUUCGUCGGUCGUUACUGUUAUAUAUNUAUAUAUAUCAGGAAUUUCACGCGUGGAUGCGAUUUUCUGGCUCGUAAUUAGAACCUCUCGUCACGCACUUUCCAACCACGUGACCAGAAACUGUUCGUACUGGCGAAGUUAGGUAACUUUGAUAAAAGACUAAUCUCUUAUACAAGCGUUUCUCUACUCAUAUCGUGGAACUCUAAUUUCUUGUGAUAUAGCUUAAUUAAUCAGCUUGCGAUGUCAGUCGCAUCGACGGAACAGGAAAGUAUCUUCUAGGCUGUACUCGCUGCAUUUACAAGUAAUGUAAUUAUUACUACGAUAACGAGGGCUUUCUUCGAGUGUCCGCAAUGUAUUCGUCUCUUUUCCGACACUUUCCUUUUAUAUAUACAUAUACAUACAUAUAUAUAUACAAGUAAGAGCACCGAUUCAUCGAGAUGAAACGUCGGAAUGAUUUCUCACUAAUACACGAUGGCACAACGUGAUUGUUUACCGAAGAACUUUAUAUUUAUUCGCAUAUAAUUGUGUACUAAGGAGUGUACGAGACGUAAUAAAAGCACGUAU
Orussus abietinus is the source of this 5736-nucleotide messenger RNA. Its product is annotated as death-associated protein kinase 1. Gene Ontology annotation, cellular component: nucleus. Lineage: Eukaryota; Metazoa; Arthropoda; Insecta; Hymenoptera; Orussidae. The coding region runs from base 391 to 3876 and encodes 1161 amino acids. Gene Ontology annotation, biological process: protein phosphorylation; positive regulation of apoptotic process; intracellular signal transduction. The record is from RefSeq and is a predicted model, not a curated record. The transcript has 19 exons. Gene Ontology annotation, molecular function: protein binding; ATP binding; protein serine/threonine kinase activity.